AUUCACGGGGGUAUACACAGCCGGCGAGUGGCUCAAGAGCUGCAGUUCCGCGACGCCAUUCCAAAGAGGGACCAAAAAUUAGAUUAGUCUAAUUAAAGUCGUUCAACCUUCCCCGCUCCUUCCCGUUAUCUCAGUGAAUCUCAGUGCGAUCCAGGGAUCACAUCUCGUCGCGAUUCGGGAGAAAACAAAAAAAAAAAAAAAACCAAGAUUCGACCGAACCGGAAAAACAUGAUCGUAAGGAUCGUCACGUUGCUGGGCGCGAUCGCGCUGACACACGGCGCGUUCAACUGUCCCAACAAGGAUGGCCAGUACGAGGACAGCAAGCAAUGCGACAAGUACUACGAGUGCAUCGACGGCGUCGCGACGGAAAAACUGUGCCCGGACGGUCUCGUGUUCGAUCCGCUAAAUCGCAAGGUCAACAAGUGCGAUCACGUCUUCAACGUCGAUUGCGGCAACCGUCUUGAAUUACAACCUCCGCAACCGACGAAGAAGUGUCCGCGACGAAACGGCUUCUUCGCGCAUCCCGACCCGUCGGUUUGCAACAUCUUCUACAACUGCAUCGACGGGGAAGCGAUUGAGAUCACCUGCACCACCGGGUUGCACUUCGACGAGUACAGCGGAACCUGCGUGUGGCCCGACAGCGCGGGUCGCGAGGGCUGCGGCGUUAUGGGCAAGAAGCUGCAGGACGGAUUCGAAUGCCCGACCGAGCAACAGUUGGACAGCAGGGGUAUGUUGAUCGAUCAUCCCAAAUUCGCGCAUCCCGAGGACUGUCAGAAGUUCUACGUGUGCCUGAAUGGCGUGACGCCACGUGAGCAAGGAUGCAGCGACGGCACCGUCUACAACGAGGAGCAGCAGAGAUGCGACUCACCCGAAAACGUUGCCGGAUGCGAGGACUGGUACAAGGACGACGACAAGAAGAUUUAAACUAAUUGCCCGACCUGUUGCUCAUCUGUCCCGCAUCGGGACGUCCCCCGUGCUCGCGCUCUAAUCACAUGUCACUCAUUUCACUCAGUGUGUAAUUAGCCCCCAUGUGUGUGUUUAGCCAUUUGUAUAUGCUUGAAAUACAUUCUAGUUUUAUUUUAUA
Molecule: messenger RNA, 1084 nt
Organism: Pseudomyrmex gracilis
Lineage: Eukaryota; Metazoa; Arthropoda; Insecta; Hymenoptera; Formicidae
Product: peritrophin-1-like
Exons: 5
Coding region: 229-924 (231 amino acids)
Cellular component (GO): extracellular region
Molecular function (GO): chitin binding
Source: RefSeq, a predicted model, not a curated record